Molecule: messenger RNA, 1266 nt
Organism: Penicillium odoratum
Lineage: Eukaryota; Fungi; Ascomycota; Eurotiomycetes; Eurotiales; Aspergillaceae
Product: agmatinase
Exons: 2
Coding region: 1-1266 (421 amino acids)
Molecular function (GO): agmatinase activity; metal ion binding
Source: RefSeq, a predicted model, not a curated record
AUGCCUGCCUUGAAGUCCUUGUUGAGCGUGCUAGCGCUGGCCGGUACUGCGGUAUCUUGUGCCCACCACGGUGAUAGCGAAGUUGUGCCCGAACAUGAGCGCGCGGAAUUACUCAAGAAAUGGGAUCAGGAGUGGUCCUUCUCCGGCAUUGCCAGCUUCGCCCAUCUCCGCCCCGUUAAGUGCCUAGUCGAGCCCUCGGAGCAGUAUGAUAUCGCAAUCAUUGGCGCCCCCUUCGACACAGCCGUAAGCUACCGACCAGGUGCUCGGUUUGGUCCCCGCGCUAUCCGCGCAGCCAGCGCACGCCAAAUGUCCGGUACGAGCUACAACACGCGUGCGGGUAUUAACCCGUAUCAGUCGUGGGCGAAGAUUACCGACUGCGGCGAUAUCCCGAUUACGCCAUUCGACAACGGUCUUGCCGAGCGCCAGAUGUAUGAAGCGUUCCUGGAGCUCGGAUCGCGGAAGGUGGUGAACCAGGCUCCGAAGGGUGGUGAUAGCAUUGGUGCUGGACAUCCCAAGCUGGUGACCCUUGGUGGUGACCACAGUGUUGCUUUGCCUGCUCUGCGUGCUCUGCAUAAGAUCUACCAGAAGCCGAUUACGGUUCUGCACUUUGAUGCGCAUCUUGAUACGUGGAAUCCUGUGCGGUAUAGUGCGUACUGGCAGUCUGAGCAGACGCAGUUUAACCAUGGAAGUUUCUUCCACAAGGCUAGUCGGGAGGGAUUGAUUUGUAACUCGACUUCUGCACAUGCUGGUUUGCGGACACGAUUGACUGGUGUUGAUGAUGGGGAUUAUACCAACCCCGGUCCUGAGCAGGGAUUCAUUCGUAUUCAUGCGGAUGAUAUCGAUGAGCUUGGUCCUAUGGGUAUUGUGGAGACUAUUAUGCAGCGCACUGGUCUUGAUCCUGAGCAGCCGGUUUAUCUGUCUGUUGAUAUUGAUGUUCUGGAUCCGUCGACUGCGCCUGGUACUGGUACCCCCGAGCCUGGUGGUUGGACUACGCGCGAGUUCAUUCGUAUUCUCCGCGGGUUGGAGAAGUUGAAUCUGGUUGGUGCCGAUAUUGUCGAGGUCUCGCCUGCGUAUGAUAAUAAGGGUGAGACUACCGCUCUGGCUGCGGCGCAAGUCGCAUUUGAGAUCAUUACCAGCAUGGUCAAGUCUGGUGUCAAGGAAGAAUUGGGUGGCUGGUAUGGACGCCAGGACCUUGAGGACACCAAGGAUGCCGAGAUCGAGGUCGAGGUCGAGGCAGAGUCUGAGGUUGGCAAGGAUGAGCUGUAA